UGGAUGGGCUGUUGUGCCUGGGUCUAUUCAGUGCAUUGGACUACCUCCAACGUUGGCAUAAAAUCACCAACGGCAGAGGAGACUACACCGUCCGAUCCAGAGGAUAAUGAUGGGGAGCAAUGACUCAAAAGGUCUCCUGAUUACCUAGAAGGGUCUGUUGGGUAUGUCUGCAGCGAGGGACAUGUUGCGCUCAUCCUAAAUGCUCUCGUGCCCUGCGUCUCUAUUGACUGGCCAAUAUGUUGAGUCGACUGAUGAGUGGCAGCGGUAGUCUUGACAGGGAAUUCAACUGUACGGUGCGACUGCUGGACGACUCGGAAUACGCUUGCACGGUUCAGAGGGAUGCAAAGGGUCAGUGGCUUUUCGAGCAGGUCUGUCAGCAUCUAAACUUGCUGGAGAAAGAUUACUUUGGCAUCAGAUUUGUGGAUCCAGACAAGCAACGGCAUUGGCUGGAGUUUAGCAAACCAAUUACCAAACAAAUGAAAUCUCUGCCACCAUACACCAUGUGUCUGCGUGUGAAGUUUUAUCCUCCAGACCCUGCGGCUCUGAAAGAAGAAAUCACAAGAUACCUGGUCUUCCUACAGAUUAAAAGAGAUUUGUAUCAUGGCCGACUUCUGUGCAAGAGCUCAGAUGCCGCUACACUGGCUGCAUAUAUUCUCCAGGCUGAGAUUGGAGACUAUGACCCAGGAAAGCAUCCAGAAGGUUACAGCUCUAAGUUUCAGUUUUUCCCCAAGCAUUCGGAGCGCCUGGAGCGCCGCAUUGCUGAAAUCCACAAAAGUGAACUGAUAGGUCAAAGCCCUGACGCUUCCGAGCUGAAUUUUUUAAGGAAAGCUCAGACUCUAGAAACAUAUGGGGUGGAUCCACACCCCUGCAAGGAUGUGUCUGGAAAUCCAGCCUUUUUGGCCUUUACUCCAUUUGGCUUUGUAGUACUGCAGGGUAACAGGAGGAUUCAUUUCCUAAAAUGGCACGAGGUGACCAAACUCAAGUUUGAAGGAAAGACAUUUCAUAUAUAUGCAACUCACCAAGAGGAUCAGAAGAUCAUCUUGACUUACUUUGCUCCAACACACGAGGCCUGCAAGCAUCUGUGGAAGUGUGGUGUAGAAAACCAGGCUUUCUAUCAGUUUGAGAAAUCAAGUCAAGUUCGCACUGUGUCUAGUAGUAAUCUAUUCUUUAAGGGUAGCCGUUUUAGAUAUAGUGGGAAAGUGGCGAAGGAGGUGAUGGAGCAAAGCGCAAAAAUCAGAAGAGAGCCUCCAGAGAUCCACAGGGCUGGGAUGGUCCCGAGCAGGAGUUGUCCCUCUAUCACACAUGGUCCACGACAGAGUACCAUUCCUCAAGCGCGUAGGAGAGCAGUCCAUAUUUCCAUCAUGGAGGGUUUGGAGUCGUUGCGUGACAGUGGCCAUUCCACACCAGUGCGAUCCGUCUCCAGUGGCAGCUCAUUUCUCCAGUCUCAUGGCAGUGGAGCAGAGGGAGGGUAUGGAACAGCAGAGUUUUCCGAGGACUCUUACAGUCCCUCUGACAGCAUGCUUUCAACGCCGGUCUCCAAUGACCACUCCUCAGACCAGGCUCAGGUUCGCCACACCAAUGGCCCCCAUAACAUCCAAGAGGACCGUGGAACAGAACUGAGCGCUUCAGACCAGGCAAGGCCACUUGGCCAAAAGGCGAAAGGUUCAUGUCCUGGGAAGACACGGUCAACCCAACGCAGCCCAGAGGAAGAGCGGGUAAAUGAGUUCAUCUGCAGUUUGGCGCGUCUUUUCUUAGUGACCGUGGUUCUGCUGUUUGCCCUCCUCCUUCUUCUUAUUGUGCUUACAGAGUCUGAGUUGGACUUGGCUUUUCUUAGGGACAUCCGGAGGACUCCCGAAUUUCAGCAGUUCCACUAUGAAUACUUCUGUCCCCUUAGGCGCUGGCUGGCUUGCAAGUUGCGCUGGAUGGGUGGACAUCUCAUUAAUAAAUGACUUUCGUUUUUUUUGAGUAGCCACGCCUCUGCAUCUUCUGAUAGGCAUCAUUGGUAGUAGUAAAGCAGCGGGAUGUUCUAAGUAUUUAUGUCAUGGUAUUCUGAAAUCUACAUAGCCAAACACUUAUCUACAUAGCCAAAGCUGUGGACUCCCUAAUAUCAUGCCAAGAUGACAACUGUGUGUGUUUCAGCUCUAGUUAUUGUGAAAUUGUUCGGUUUUUCAACAGCACGAUUUUGUGGUUGGGUAAAAUAUGGUACAUGUAGCUCUAUAAAUGCUGCUGUCACUCAUACAUUUUAUAUAUUUUAAUACACUUACUGCAAAGGUUGGUCCCCUAGACUGUGAUGAAUGAGACCUAACACUGCAAUCAUAGAUGCCUUCAUUGAUCAGACUUGUUCAAUAUAGACUGAGAUUGUCAUUGAAAUUGUGGCUGGAAGUUGAAAGGGGAAGUUUUUAGAUGAGGUCAUUUGUAAGUAUGAAAUGUUGGUACUGGUGAGAAUUUGAUCAAAGUUAUUUAUAGGGUUAUCUGGUGUGCUGAUGAAGAUCAAUGUGUGUAGGUACAGGGGCUAAAACACUGAGGUACGGGUCAUCAUAAAUAAAAAAAUAAUAAAAAAAAUGAACUCAGAUUAAUAAAGUUUUAAAAUUUAUAUUUCUGUCUUAAACAAAUGACCACUGAUACACAGUGCAAAUCAUGCCCUUGAGAAUGUCUAUGGUGCUGAGAAUGAUAUAGAAAGUGAAAUGGAUGGACACUGUUAUGUGAAAGGUUUGGAAAGUCUGAAUUAACCAUAAUCAGAUUUUUAUGUCAUUAUUUUCAACCAUGCUUUAUUAAUUUGUAGAGUUCCACAUUACACUAAAACAUUUAAAAACAACUGAAACAAUACAAAAGUAAAAUCUUUUGUAGAUUAUUAAAUUGUUGAAUCUUGACACAAUACACACAAUUUAAUGCACUGAAAAAAUUAUUCAUUCAAUUUACUAAUUUUUUUAAGGUAAGUGGUUUAAACAAAACAAAUUAGCAAAACAAAACAAAAAACUUUUGUAUAAAUGCUUAAAUAAAUUGAUUGCAACCACUUACCUUAAAAAAUUUAGUAAAUUGAAUUAAUCAUUUUUAUCAGUGUGGUUAACUUUGGACGUAAAGGUCAUCUGUGAAGUAGCUACUGUAUAUACACUUAAAUGACAUUCAAUAAAAUGUCAUUGUAAAUUUUAACUCAUCAUCAGCCUCAAAUUGUCAGAUUUAUAGCAGCUGCUGAUUCAAAUAUGGUGGGUUCAUAAACCUAAAAUCAGAAGGUGUGUAAAAUGACACGUUAUACAGUACUGUUGUGUGUAGCAUGGUUUUGUUUAGAAAAUAUAGCCUAUAGUUUAACUAGAAAAAUAUGCAACAGUGCCAGUGAUGGCUCUGGAACUGAAAUGAUGAUGUGUUUUUAAUGAUUAGAAAGAAUACACAUGAAGCAAUACACAUGACAUUGACAAGCCAGCAGAACAUGGCUGAGAACUAAGAAGCAAUGUUUGAAUUAAAAAAAACAAAAAGCUACAAACAUUUUUAUAAAUCAGCAGUGCUCCCAAAUACUGUGACUGAAAUUUCAAACAGUAACAUUUACUCAAAGCAAUAGUAGAUUGAAUCAAAUUAAUAUGGAAGUCAAUCUGAAAUAGUUAAUCUAUUACACUGUUGUACAAUGAACACUAAGCUGUCGCUGAGAUCAAUAUUUGAUUCCAGUAAUCUUCCUUUAUCAUUGUAUAGCAUCACAGUAUUACUUUUCUGUAAAUUUCAUGACAUAUAUUUUCAAUAUGUUUAAUACCAUGAAUGAGUUUCCCUUGUAUCAACAAGACAUUAAAGCAGUUUAUUUUUAUGUUUUUUUUUUUCAAAAAAAUGGAAUAAAAUGAACUUCCUACAAUUCGUUAUA
Molecule: messenger RNA, 3844 nt
Organism: Misgurnus anguillicaudatus (oriental weatherfish)
Lineage: Eukaryota; Metazoa; Chordata; Actinopteri; Cypriniformes; Cobitidae
Source: RefSeq, a predicted model, not a curated record